UCCCUGGCAGGAAAAGUGCUUCACCUGUUGUAGCCGGUGUCAAAGGCCAGGGUCCACCGGUGAAGCCGGUUGCUUAGAGUGGUUAAGAAUUGACCGCGGUUGAAAUGAUUGCACGCUGUUUUGACCACUCUGGUUAAGUCUCCCCCUCCGACAGUGGUUCUGGUACUGCAACCAUUUAUCAGCUCAGAAAGAGAGAGAAAAACAAGAGAGAGAAAGAGAAAGAGAAAGAGAAAGUGAGUAGUUGAAAGGGUCAAUUGAAGAAGGGUUUUGGGAAUUGGUGCUGCUUCCUCUCUGCUUCUUAUCUUUGCCAGUUUUCAGAAUUUCGUUUCCCGAUCGGAGAGAACUUGUUCCCUUCCUCAGAUGUCAUAGAACCCGAGGGAAUUCUCGUAUGAGAGAUCUGUGAGCAAAAAAAUGGCGUCAUCAGAUGUUUCAAUCAAGGGAAAUUCCGUUAACGGAAAAGGAGAAAACAACGAUGCUAGAAAUAGUGCAGGAGAGUGUCAACAUGCUUCUUCUUCGUCAUCCACAAGAGACGCGGAAGCUGCCCUUUACAGGGAGCUGUGGCAUGCGUGUGCGGGUCCUCUCGUCACAGUGCCUAGAGAAGGAGAGCGCGUGUUCUAUUUUCCUCAAGGACAUAUUGAGCAGGUAAGUGCUAAUCGUGUUUUUGUAGCCACCGGGAUGAGAUUUUCUUCGCCGGAGGUGGAAGCGUCGACAAAUCAGGUAGCGGAACAGCAUAUGCCGGUGUACGAUCUCCCACCUAAGAUCCUUUGUCGGGUUAUCAACGUGAUGCUCAAGGCGGAGCCAGACACGGAUGAGGUGUUUGCUCAGGUGACCUUAGUUCCUGAGUCAAAUCAAAAUGAGAAUGCGGUGGAGAAAGAGGCUCCUCCGACUCCGCCUCCAAGAUUCCACGUGCAUUCCUUCUGUAAAACGCUGACGGCGUCAGAUACAAGCACUCAUGGUGGGUUUUCCGUGCUGAGAAGACACGCUGAUGAAUGCCUUCCUCCGCUGGAUAUGUCAAAGCAGCCACCUACUCAGGAAUUGGUCGCUAAGGAUCUGCAUGGGAAUGAGUGGCGAUUCAGGCAUAUCUUUCGUGGUCAACCGCGUAGACAUUUGCUGCAAAGUGGUUGGAGUGUUUUUGUCAGCUCCAAGAGGCUUGUCGCCGGAGAUGCGUUUAUAUUUUUAAGGGGUGAGAACGGGGAGCUUCGUGUUGGGGUUAGGCGUGCAAUGAGACAGCAGGGUAAUGUUCCAUCAUCUGUUAUCUCUAGCCAUAGCAUGCAUCUAGGUGUCCUUGCAACUGCCUGGCAUGCCAUACGGACCGGGACCAUGUUCACUGUAUAUUACAAGCCUAGGACUAGUCCGGCUGAAUUCAUUGUUCCAUAUGAUCAAUACAUGGAGUCUCUUAAAAGCAAUUACACCAUUGGGAUGAGGUUUAAGAUGAGAUUCGAAGGUGAAGAGGCUCCAGAGCAAAGGUUUACUGGUACCAUUGUUGGAAUCGAAGAUGCUGACCCUCAAAGGUGGCCAAAAUCCAAAUGGAGAAGUCUUAAGGUGAGAUGGGAUGAAACAUCUAACAUACCUCGUCCUGAAAGAGUUUCCCAAUGGAAAAUAGAGCCUGCUCAUGCUCCACCGGCUCUAAAUCCUCUACCAAUGCCCAGGGCUAAAAGACCUCGAUCUAAUGCAGUUCCAUCAUCCCCAGAUUCGUCUGUUCUUACCAGAGAAGCAUCUUCUAAAGUAAGUAUAGACCCUUUGCCAGCAAGUGGGUUUCAAAGGGUCUUGCAAGGUCAAGAAUUAUCGACCUUGAGAGGUAAUUUUGCUGAAAGCAACGAAUCUGAUACUGCAGAGAAGUCUGUUGCGUGGCCACCUGUUGCAGAUGACGAAAAGAUUGAUGUUGUUUCUACUUCAAGAAGGUAUGCAUCAGAGGGCUGGAUGUCAAUGGGAAGACACGAGCCAGCAUAUCCAGAUCUGCUUUCAGGCUUUGGGUCCCACGGAGAUCUUUCAUCCCAUCCAUCGUAUGUUGAUCAAACUGGUCCUGUAGCUAACCCUGGUAGGAAACAUCUGUUGGAUCGUGAAGGAAAACAUAAUGUUAUCAAUCCAUGGUCUGUAAUGCCCUCUAAUCUAUCGCUCAGUCUCUUGGACUCUAAUAUAAAAGGUUCUGCUCAAGCCAGUGAUACAACUUACCAAGUUCGAGGGAAUAUAAGGUAUAAUAGUGCCUUUGGUGACUACCCUGUUCUUCAUGGACAUAAAGUUGAGCAUCCACACGGAAACUUGUUGAUGCCACCACCAACUUCAACUCAGUUUGAAAGUCCUCAUUCAAGAGAACUGUUGCCCAAACCAGUAUCAGGAAAACCUUCUGAGGUUGCGAGGCAUAAAGAUGGUGAUUGUAAGCUGUUUGGCAUCUCACUUCUCAGUAGCCCCAUUGCACCAGAGCCUUCUGUUUCACAAAGGAAUGUUGCAAGUGAGCAGCCAGUUGGCCACGUGCAUUGUUCAUCACACCAACAGCGCAAAUUUGAAAAUGUUCAGAAGUCUGAGCAUUCGAGGGGAUCAAAACUGUCUGAUGGUCUGCUGACUGAUGACCAUGAAAAGCUGCUGCAAACUUCGCAGCCGCAUUUAAAUGAUGUUCAAUCCAAGCCUCAUGGUGGCUCUGCUAGAAGUUGCACUAAAGUUCACAAGAAGGGGAUUGCACUUGGUAGGUCCGUGGACCUUACAAAGUUCAGUAAUUAUGAUGAAUUAAUUGCUGAAUUGGAUCAGCUGUUUGAUUUUGGGGGUGAAUUAUCUUCUCCACAAAAGGACUGGCUUAUUGUCUACACUGACAAUGAGGGUGAUAUGAUGCUUGUUGGUGAUGAUCCGUGGCAGGAGUUUGUUGCAAUGGUCCGCAAAAUCUAUAUCUACCCCAAAGAGGAGAUUCAGAAAAUGAGCCCCGGUACCUUAAGUUCAAGAAAUGAAGAGUCAGCUAGUGAAGGGGCUGAUGCACAAGAAAUUAAAUGUCAGCUCAAUCAUUCAGCUUCAGAUACCUGAUAAUCCGUAGGUUUGAUUUCCAUAGCUUCCAGAUUCCAGACUGGAGUGGGAAGUAGUAGGUGACUGUCAUAAAGCCAUCCAGUUGGAGAAUAUGACCUGAAGAAGAGAAUUCUAAUUCUGAAUCUGACUUGCUUAUUAAGUGACUGUUUUGUGUUUGGAAUCAGAAUAUGGAUGGCAUGAAUGAGUAUCCAUCCAAUUUUGGACCGUGUCGUGGAAUUCGUAGCAUUAGUAUAUAUGCCUUCCUUGUUAUACACUCCUAAUAUAGUAUGUGUAAUUUAUGCCUUGAGCGAGGUGAUAAGGGGUGUAUUGGCCUUGCAUUUUUCAUCAAUCCUGCCUUGUACAUAGUUUACCUUUGCAUCCUUAGAACCCCAACCCAUUAAUGUAAUUAAGUUCAUAUACAAGGGCGGUUAUCUGAUUUUAAAUUUGAUUGUCUUAGUGGUAAUUUGUGAUAGUAAUGUGUGCCGUGGAAAUCAUUGUGGAUAUUAAAGUAUAAUAUGCUUUUGGCUAGACGUGUAAUUAAAAUUCGCAUCUAAUUUCUCGUUUGUUUGGGCUUUGUCACCAUUUCACCGUGUCCUUGGCAUUAGCGGCGCAGAUUGAAGUUGAAGUCGUUUCACGGGAGGAGAAAGUGGACACUUGGGUCUGGAAAUCUUGAUGGAGGAUUUGAAAAUUCUUUUGUGAAACGUAUUUCGUGCUUAAUCGUAGUGAUGGCACUGCUAGUUGUGAUGUGGUCAUCUUAUCUCUGCGAUUUCUGGAAAGUGGUUACGUGAUAAAAUUUCAUUCCUUGAAAGCACCAUCGUUGAAUACCAAAAUAAUAGUUUUUUUUAAAAAAAUGAUUGUACUUUUCAGCUGAUAAAACACACUAUGUUAGCACGUUGUGGACCCAAUUAUUUUUGGAGGUUCUGUCCUUUAUGUCUAGCAAGCUUUGGCCCAUGGAAUUCAUUAUUUAUUUAGAUUAAAAGUAGGCUACAGUGGGGACUCUGUUUGGCGAAUCCUUUAAUUUUUGCCGCAGAUGCGUGAGACCCCAUUUAUCCUGGCUUCUGCCAGCAUUGGAUUUUCAGUUGUCUGGUAAAAGCACUUUUUUUUAUCUUAUUUUUAUCUGUCACCUUUUGUUCUUAGAAAAAGGAAAGAUUAACAAAUUUUUUGGUGAGCUUGAUUUAUUAAAGAGGUGAAAAAAGGGAAAUCAGUGCUUAAAAAGCUUUGUCCCUACUAAGUGUACAAUGAUGAAAGACAGUGACAUUGUAGAAUCAAGCUUGACAUCAACAUGCAAAUUCAGAAUGUCGCUAAACUAAACGGAGACCAUCAACUUCCGUUUCAACUUGAACUUGCAAAGGGUGUCAACAGUAAUAGUGCUUUCAAUCGGUA
This is a messenger RNA of Abrus precatorius (Indian licorice), 4371 nucleotides long. RefSeq names its product auxin response factor 2B. Lineage: Eukaryota; Viridiplantae; Streptophyta; Magnoliopsida; Fabales; Fabaceae. The coding region runs from base 412 to 3009 and encodes 865 amino acids. Gene Ontology annotation, biological process: response to hormone; regulation of DNA-templated transcription. Gene Ontology annotation, cellular component: nucleus. The transcript has 15 exons. The record is from RefSeq and is a predicted model, not a curated record. Gene Ontology annotation, molecular function: DNA binding; protein binding.